Messenger RNA from Galendromus occidentalis (western predatory mite), 786 nucleotides. Its product is annotated as venom allergen 5-like. Gene Ontology annotation, cellular component: extracellular region. The transcript has a single exon. NCBI's taxonomy places the organism in Eukaryota, Metazoa, Arthropoda, Arachnida, Mesostigmata, Phytoseiidae. The record is from RefSeq and is a predicted model, not a curated record. The coding region runs from base 28 to 786 and encodes 252 amino acids.
CUGCCGGCACAAAAGCCAGUCGACGCCAUGCUGUGGAUCAUUCUGGGAGCUGCCGCCUUGGCCGGCCUUUCAACUUCUCAACUGUGCACGGACAAUGUGCGGAGAUUCUGCGGGACGAGCCCCGCGACGGCUUGUAUGAAUGACCGUUGCUCGAUAGCGGAAUCGAGCGAGUUCGAUGAUAGCUUCAGGCGGCAGAUCGUCGAUGCUCACAACCAAUACCGCCGAGAACCAUUCAACGGCCAGGAUGCGACGAACAUGCUCGAGAUCAGCUGGGACGAUGAACUCGCGCGGACUGCAUUGAACUGGGCGCAUCAGCUGUGUAUCGCGGACAACGUUUUCGGUCCUGGCCAUGACAGAUGCAGGGUGACUCCGUCCUACAGCAGCGUCGGACAGAACAUGGCUUGGGGCGCAGGCGGAUCGUGGGGGUUGAGCUCGGUGCUCGCGAACAAGACCGUCGACAUGUGGUACUCGGAGCAUAAGCUGGCGACGAGCGCUGACCUGUUCCCUUUCGGCGCGAAGAUGGCCAUCGGCCACUAUACUCAGCUGAUUUGGGCUCGGAGCCACAAGAUCGGAUGUGCUUACAUCGUCAGAACUCAUCCGUACGGAAAACAGUCCUGGAUUAUCUGCAACUACGCCAAAUCCGGGAAUCGUGUGGGACAAGACGUUUUCGAAAGGGGGACACAGGGCUCGAACUGUCCCUCCGGUUCGACGCGAGACUCCACGGGGCUGUGUCGAGUUUCGAACGAUGCCCAACUGCGAAGUGCGCUCGGAAUUCAAGAGCCCUGA